GCUCCGGAAGUGCCCUUGCCCGCGGGAGUGGUGGAGGGCCAGGUGGGUCAGCGCCUUGCCGUCAGCGAAGAGCAGAUCCAGCAGUUUGAGGAAGAUGGAGUCAUCAUGAUCAAGGGCGGAAUGAAGGACUGGGUUCCUUUCCUCCGUGGCAUCACCGAGGAUCAGAUUGAAAAGCCACACCUGUGGUCACUGGUGGGGCGAAUGAGCGGAAUGUACGACUACAUCCAGCGCAACAUGUGGAUGACCAACAACGGCUUCCGCGAUUUCCUGUACUACUCGCCACUGGGCCACAUCGUCUCCCAGCUCGCAAGGACCGAGGAGGUGCGCUGCUCCACGGACAUGCUCCUCGUCAACCCGAACCGGGGCUUCGGUUGGCACCAGGACAACCAGAACGGGCCCAUCGAGUUCGAUGAUGCGAUCCGAUGGUGGGUGGCCAUGGAUGCUUGUGGUCAGGAUGGCAUUGGUGCUCCUGAGUACUUGCUGGGAUCUCACCGCAACAAGUCGGUCAGCAGCGAUGCCGUCUUCGUGAAGCUUGAGGACGGAGACCUCUCAACCUAUCCUCGAAGCACCAGGUACACUCCCGAGCCAGGAGAUUUGAUCAUCUGGAAUGCCCGCACCAUUCACCGCAUCGUGGCGCCUCCGGGGCAGAAGUGGGUGGACGGCACUCAGCGGCGCGCCAUCGGAGGCACCAUGGCCAAGGCUGGUGCCAAGUACAUCAACAAGGGCGGUGCCAGCGGCAUCAGCGACCUUGCAGGGCAUACCCAGAAGAACGGCGAAGAGCUCGGAGGCGCCAGGAAUGCACGGAUGCACCCAGGCCCCUAUUUCCCACGCAUUUUUCCCGAGCGCGUUCCAGAGGAGGAGGCCGUCCGCGCUGCGAACGGUAUUAUCGGCCGUUCUCCCCAGAAGAUCGUGAAUCUGGGGGUGACGCUGGCCUCCAACGCGAGCAAGUAUGUUUCUUUCACAAAGGUCGUCGGCAAGAAAGACUGA
Messenger RNA from Symbiodinium necroappetens, 987 nucleotides. The record is from the annotation of a GenBank genome assembly. Lineage: Eukaryota; Dinophyceae; Suessiales; Symbiodiniaceae.